AUGCAUUCUCGCCGCUGGGUAUGGGCUCUCCACUUCGGCCUCGUAGGUAUCACCUUCGCCACUACUCUUGAUGAUAAAGAGGCUCCAGAUGGCGAGACCGUCAAUGGCGGAAUAUUACCCGACUUUCCGAUCUCCCUGCCGCCGAUACAUGUUCCAUCCCCAGGAUUUGGAGGGUUGGACAAUACGCCCGCUCUGGGCUUGCAAAAACGCGAUGCUCCUGAACCGAAAUGUGGUCCAACACACUAUUGUCAGGCCCCAGAUUGUUUAAUUGAUUACGGGAGCGGCUGCGAUGCGCUGAAAACACCCGACGGGGAGAGUACAUUAAGUGCCCCUCGUGACCCUCUUGGGAAAAUUCCGUAUGCGAACCAGCCGAUAUUCAACUGCAAAGUGCCCAAUACAGUUGCGUUGACGUAUGACGAUGGCCCAAAUAUCUAUACCAGUGAUCUACUCGACAUUCUUGAUUCUUUUGGCGCGAAGGCAACUUUUUUUGUGACAGGAAUCAAUUCGAACAAGGGCCCGAUUGAUGAUCACAAUUUGCCAUGGAGAGAGUUAAUAAACCGAAUGCUGAAUAAACAUCAAAUUGCUAGUCACACAUGGGCUCAUCAAAAUCUCGAUAGCCUUUCUCCCGAUCAACUCCGCAGCCAGUUGGUGAAGAACGAAAUGGCUCUCCGAAAUAUCUUUGGUGGCUUUCCAACUUACAUGAGACCCCCAUACUCGAGUUGCUCUGACCAAUCCGGUUGUGUUCGAGAAUUAAAUGACCUAGGAUAUCAUGUCGCCUAUUUCGAUGUGGACACGGAUGAUUACAAUAAUGACUCACCUUACCUUAUUCAAGCCUCCAAGGACAUCUUCGAUUAUGCUCUUGCUUCUGCUAAGCCCUACGGGGGACCUUUACUGGUUAUAGCUCAUGAUGUUCACAAGCAAACUGUCUACAAUCUUACCUCUCAUAUGUUGGAUGGUAUAUAUGCUGCGGGCUAUCGAGCAGUUACGCUGGGAGAAUGUCUCGGAGACGACCCCGAAAACUGGUAUCGUUGGAUCCCUUCGAAAAAUUCCCAAGAUCACUAG
Messenger RNA from Histoplasma mississippiense, 1062 nucleotides. RefSeq lists its product as hypothetical. Bases 1 to 1062 code for a protein of 353 amino acids. Gene Ontology annotation, biological process: carbohydrate metabolic process. Gene Ontology annotation, molecular function: hydrolase activity, acting on carbon-nitrogen (but not peptide) bonds. NCBI's taxonomy places the organism in Eukaryota, Fungi, Ascomycota, Eurotiomycetes, Onygenales, Ajellomycetaceae. The record is from RefSeq and is a predicted model, not a curated record. The transcript is spliced from 2 exons.